Molecule: messenger RNA, 2676 nt
Organism: Procambarus clarkii (red swamp crayfish)
Lineage: Eukaryota; Metazoa; Arthropoda; Malacostraca; Decapoda; Cambaridae
Product: cyclic AMP-inducible protein BP74-like
Source: RefSeq, a predicted model, not a curated record
AUGCAAGAACCAUUAUGCAAGAACCAUUACGCAAGAACCAUUACACAAGAACCAUUACGCAAGAACCAUUACGCAAGAACCAUUACGCAAGAACCAUUACGCAAGAACCAUUACGCAAGAACCAUUAUGCAAGAACCAUUACGCAAGAACCAUUACGCAAGAACCAUUACGCAAGAACCACUACCCAAGAACCAUUACGCAAGAACCAUUAUGCAAGAACCAUUACGCAAGAACCACUACCCAAGAACCAUUACGCAAGAACCAUUAUGCAAGAACCAUUACGCAAGAACCACUACCCAAGAACCAUUACGCAAGAACCAUUACGCAAGAACCAUUACGCAAGAACCAUUACGCAAGAACCAUUACGCAAGAACCACUACCCAAGAACCAUUACGCAAGAACCAUUAUGCAAGAACCAUUACGCAAGAACCAUUACGCAAGAACCAUUACGCAAGAACCAUUAUGCAAGAACCAUUACGCAAGAACCACUACCCAAGAACCAUUACGCAAGAACCAUUACGCAAGAACCAUUAUGCAAGAACCAUUACGCAAGAACCAUUAUGCAAGAACCAUUAUGCAAGAACCAUUAUGCAAGAACCAUUACGCAAGAACCAUUACGCAAGAACCACUACCCAAGAACCAUUACGCAAGAACCACUACCCAAGAACCAUUAUGCAAGAACCAUUAUGCAAGAACCAUUACGCAAGAACCAUUAUGCAAGAACCAUUACGCAAGAACCACUACCCAAGAACCAUUAUGCAAGAACCAUUAUGCAAGAACCAUUACGCAAGAACCAUUAUGCAAGAACCAUUACGCAAGAACCACUACCCAAGAACCAUUAUGCAAGAACCAUUACGCAAGAACCAUUACGCAAGAACCAUUACGCAAGAACCACUACCCAAGAACCAUUACGCAAGAACCAUUAUGCAAGAACCAUUACGCAAGAACCAUUACGCAAGAACCAUUACGCAAGAACCAUUAUGCAAGAACCAUUACGCAAGAACCACUACCCAAGAACCAUUACGCAAGAACCAUUACGCAAGAACCAUUACGCAAGAACCAUUAUGCAAGAACCAUUACGCAAGAACCAUUAUGCAAGAACCAUUAUGCAAGAACCAUUAUGCAAGAACCAUUACGCAAGAACCAUUACGCAAGAACCACUACCCAAGAACCAUUACGCAAGAACCACUACCCAAGAACCAUUAUGCAAGAACCAUUAUGCAAGAACCAUUACGCAAGAACCAUUAUGCAAGAACCAUUACGCAAGAACCACUACCCAAGAACCAUUAUGCAAGAACCAUUACGCAAGAACCAUUACGCAAGAACCAUUACGCAAGAACCACUACCCAAGAACCAUUACGCAAGAACCAUUAUGCAAGAACCAUUACGCAAGAACCAUUACGCAAGAACCAUUACGCAAGAACCAUUAUGCAAGAACCAUUACGCAAGAACCACUACCCAAGAACCAUUACGCAAGAACCAUUACGCAAGAACCAUUAUGCAAGAACCAUUACGCAAGAACCAUUAUGCAAGAACCAUUAUGCAAGAACCAUUAUGCAAGAACCAUUACGCAAGAACCAUUACGCAAGAACCACUACCCAAGAACCAUUACGCAAGAACCACUACCCAAGAACCAUUAUGCAAGAACCAUUAUGCAAGAACCAUUACGCAAGAACCAUUAUGCAAGAACCAUUACGCAAGAACCACUACCCAAGAACCAUUAUGCAAGAACCAUUAUGCAAGAACCAUUACGCAAGAACCAUUAUGCAAGAACCAUUACGCAAGAACCACUACCCAAGAACCAUUAUGCAAGAACCAUUAUGCAAGAACCAUUACGCAAGAACCAUUACGCAAGAACCAUUAAGCAAGAACCACUACGCAAGAACCAUUAAGCAAGAACCACUACCCAAGAACCAUUACGCAAGAACCAUUAUGCAAGAACCAUUACGCAAGAACCACUACCCAAGAACCACUACCCAAGAACCAUUAUGCAAGAACCAUUAUGCAAGAACCAUUACGCAAGAACCAUUAUGCAAGAACCAUUACGCAAGAACCACUACCCAAGAACCAUUAUGCAAGAACCAUUACGCAAGAACCAUUACGCAAGAACCAUUAAGCAAGAACCACUACGCAAGAACCAUUAAGCAAGAACCACUACCCAAGAACCAUUACGCAAGAACCACUACCCAAGAACCAUUACGCAAGAACCAUUAUGCAAGAACCAUUAAGCAAGAACCACUACCCAAGAACCAUUACGCAAGAACCAUUAUGCAAGAACCAUUACGCAAGAACCACUACCCAAGAACCAUUAUGCAAGAACCAUUAUGCAAGAACCAUUACGCAAGAACCACUACCCAAGAACCAUUACGCAAGAACCAUUACGCAAGAACCACUACCCAAGAACCAUUAUGCAAGAACCAUUACGCAAGAACCAUUACGCAAGAACCAUUAAGCAAGAACCACUACGCAAGAACCAUUAAGCAAGAACCACUACCCAAGAACCAUUAUGCAAGAACCAUUACGCAAGAACCAUUAAGCAAGAACCACUACCCAAGAACCAUUACGCAAGAACCACUACCCAAGAACCAUUAUGCAAGAACCAUUAUGCAAGAACCAUUACGCAAGAACCACUACCCAAGAACCAUUACGCAAGAACCAUUAUGCAAGAACCAUUAA